CGCUUCCCAAACCCUGCAGAAACAGGCAUACAUCCAUCAUGAGCCAGCCCAAACCCAACCCCAUCAUCCUCCCCAGGCAAAAAAUCACCAACCAACCCUCCGAAUCCUUCCCUACGCCCUCAAACGGCCACAUAACAUGGCGCACCCUCCUCUCAGCCCCCCAAACCCCAAGCAGCGACAUGUGCGCCGGCCUCGCAGCCUGCCCGCCCCGCACCGGCUACCUGGCAUGCCACCGUCACACACAAGCCGAGAUCUACUACAUCACGGCCGGGUCCGGAGUGGUUGUUAUCGACGGGACUGAACAUGUGGUUUCGAAGGGAGCAGUUGUGUUUAUCCCCGGGGAUGCAGAGCAUGGGGUUAGGAAUGAGGGAGAAGAGUCCUUGGAAUGGUUUUAUGUCUUUCCUACGGCGGGCUUUGGGGAUGUGGUUUAUCGAUUUAGUCGGGAGACGAAGCUGUGAUGUAAUUCAGGGGCUUAGGUAUAUGAUCUCGGUGCCUGUAUAGUGGUGCGUAACAUUACUAGUUCUCUACUGAAAGAACUCGAAGUAUUAUAUAGUUAUUAAAAUGUUAUACAGCUAUAGUAUACCUCAUUACCAG
Aspergillus versicolor CBS 583.65 is the source of this 594-nucleotide messenger RNA. RefSeq lists its product as uncharacterized. The record is from RefSeq and is a predicted model, not a curated record. The transcript has a single exon. Lineage: Eukaryota; Fungi; Ascomycota; Eurotiomycetes; Eurotiales; Aspergillaceae. Bases 180 to 458 code for a protein of 92 amino acids.